Molecule: messenger RNA, 1740 nt
Organism: Auxenochlorella protothecoides
Lineage: Eukaryota; Viridiplantae; Chlorophyta; Trebouxiophyceae; Chlorellales; Chlorellaceae
Product: Pyruvate decarboxylase 2
Exons: 14
Coding region: 1-1740 (579 amino acids)
Molecular function (GO): magnesium ion binding; thiamine pyrophosphate binding; carboxy-lyase activity
Source: RefSeq, a predicted model, not a curated record
AUGUGUGAUUGGAAUCAGCCGACCGAGCCUCGCACCCUGGGACAGCACCUCGCCCACCGUCUGUCCCAGAUCGGCGUAAAGCACUUCUUUGGGGUCCCAGGGGACUACAACCUGCAGCUCCUGGACGAGCUGGUCAAGGACAAGUUCACGGAGGGUCGCUGGACCUGCAAUGAGCUUAAUGCUGGCUACGCGGCCGACGGCUACGCGCGUGCCACUGGCGUCGGCGCUGUGGUGGUCACCUACACCGUGGGCGGGCUGUCGGUGAUCAAUGCUGUGGCAGGGGCCUACGCGGAGAACCUGCCGGUCAUAUGUAUCACAGGCGCCCCCAACUCCAAUGACAUCUACAGCAACCACCUGGUGCACCACACCAUCGCACGCAAGGGGUCCAUGGAGCAGGAGCUGCACUGCAUGCGCCAGGUGACCUGCGACCAGGUCAUCAUCAGCCAGCUGUCCGACGCCCACGAGCAGAUCGACCACGCCAUCUCCGCCGCGCUGCACAACUCCAAGCCCGUCUACAUCGCGGUCUGCGCCAACCUGGCGGCCCUGCACCACCCCUCCUUCGACGCCUCGCCCGUGCCCUACAGCAUCACGCCCAAGCGCAGCAACCCUGCCAGCCUGGAGCAGGCGGUGCGCUGCGCCGCCGCUUUCCUGGCCGGCAAGCAGAAGCCGGUGGCGGUGGGGGGCGGGCUCCUGCGCCUGGCUGGCGCAGAGGAGGAGUUUGUGCGCCUGGUGGAGGCCGCGCAGUACCCCUUUGCCGUCAUGGCGGCGGGGAAGGGGCUGGUGCCGGAGGACCACCCGCAGUGGAUGGGCACCUACUGGGGGCAGAUCAGCAGCCCGUUCGUCGCGGAGGUGGUGGAGAGCGCAGAUGCCGCCCUCUUUGUCGGUGCACAGUUCAACGACUAUGCCACGGCCGGGAACUCGCUCAACCUGCAGCAGUCACGCAUGAUCAAGGUGGAGCCCUAUCGCGUAGUGAUUGCAGGAGGAAAAGGAGGGCAGGUCUUUGGCUGUGUCCGGAUGGACGACUUCCUGUGUGGACUUGCGGAGGCAAUCACGCCCAAUGACACCGCCCAUCAGAUCUUUAAGCGCCUCUGGGUGCCCACGCCCGUCGUAGAGCCCAGCGAGGAGGGCUCCCCCUUGCGCACCAAGGUCAUUUGCGCUUGGCAUCUCUUUGCCCAUGUGCAAAUGCUGCUUGAUGACAAGACUAUCCUUAUCGCCGAGACCGGGGACUCGAUCUUUAAUUGCCAGAAGCUCAAACUGCCACGGGGAUGCACGUACGAAUGGUCGCAGCAGUACGGGAGUAUUGGCUGGAGCGUCGGCCAGAAGGAUGGGCGGCGCGUGGUGGCGUGCAUCGGGGAUGGCAGCUUCCAGGUGACUGCCCAGGAUGUGUCCACCAUGAUGCGGUACGGACAGAAUCCCAUCAUCAUCCUCGUCAACAACGGCGGCUAUACGAUUGAGGUGGAGAUCCACGAUGGACCCGCUGACAACAACUACAACAUCAUCAAGAACUGGGACUAUGUGGCCCUUUUCAAAGCCAUGCAGAACAAGGAGGGCCAGCUUUUUGCCACCAGGGCGAAGACCGAGAAGGACCUGGAGGAUGCCAUCGAAUUUGCGAAGAACGAGGCUGCUGAUUCGCUGUGCCUCAUCGAGUGCAUUGUGCACAGGGAUGACUGCAGCAGCGAGUUGCUGGAGUGGGGGGGCAGGGUGGCAGCGGCCAACAGCCGCCCUCCACAGUCUGAUUGA